GUCAUUGGAAAGCUCUUUCGACAGGUGAAGGAUGUGGAAGAAUAUUCAAGUUCGAUAAAAUCCUUCACUAAGGAAGUAGCUAGUGAGUGUUACGACCCUGACAUGGAGGUGGAAGGAUUUGAGGAUUUCGUCGAGGAAGCUUUUGAACUCAAAUCCAAUUACGACAACAAGUUGGGAAAUCUCAUGGAUUACUAUGGAAUCAAGACUGAAGCUGAAUUGCUCAGUGGCAAUGUCCUCACAAAGUCGAGGCAUUUUGACAAGAAAAGAGACUUGGAAUCAGCAAAUUAUGCAGUAAAGGCACUGAUCAAAGAAGCUAGGACUUGGUUCAACAAUCAGGGAGAUGAAGCAGCGAAUGGAGGUGAUGAUGCAUACGCAAAGAAAGCGUCUGCUUGGUACCAUGUUACUUAUCAUCCUCAUUACUGGGGCCGCUACAAUAAGGACAUGGGCAGAGACCAUUUCCUAAGCUUCGCUUGGUGUGUUUACGACAAACUUGUCAUGAUCAAGAGGGACAAUGCAAGCAUGAAAAGAUCUGUGCACAUGUCAUCACUGGUGAAAGACUUCAGCUCU
Molecule: messenger RNA, 567 nt
Organism: Morus notabilis
Lineage: Eukaryota; Viridiplantae; Streptophyta; Magnoliopsida; Rosales; Moraceae
Product: RNA-dependent RNA polymerase 1-like
Exons: 1
Biological process (GO): siRNA processing
Cellular component (GO): nuclear RNA-directed RNA polymerase complex
Molecular function (GO): RNA-directed RNA polymerase activity
Source: RefSeq, a predicted model, not a curated record